Molecule: messenger RNA, 339 nt
Organism: Mytilus californianus (California mussel)
Lineage: Eukaryota; Metazoa; Mollusca; Bivalvia; Mytilida; Mytilidae
Product: myomodulin neuropeptides 1-like
Exons: 2
Coding region: 1-339 (112 amino acids)
Source: RefSeq, a predicted model, not a curated record
AUGAUGAUACCUCAGCUAUUGCAGAUGCCAAAGAUGAUACCUCAGCUAGGGCAGAUGCCAAUGAUGAUACCUCAGCUAGGGCAGAUACCAAUGAUGAUACCUCAGCUUGUGCAGAUGCCAAAGAUGAUACCUCAGCUAGGUCGGAUACCAAUGAUGAUACCUCGGCUAGGGCAGAUGCCAAUGGUGAUACCUCAGCUAGGGCAGAUGCCAAUGGUGAUACCUCAGCUAGGACAGAUGCCAAUGAUGAUACCUCAGCUAGGGCAGAUGCCAAUGAUGAUACCUCAGUUAGGACAGAUGCCAAUGAUGAUACCUCAGCUAGGGCAGAUGCCAUUGAAAUAG